AAUCUCUCUCUCUCUCUCUCUCCUUUUAUUUAUAGCCACCCAAUAUGCUGAACUAACUCUUGUAAUAUCUGUCCUUCGUUGCGAGACCAAACUCGCUCGUCCCAGUGUGAUCUCUCUCUGUCUCUCUCUUUUUGCGUCACUGGGCGCGACCAUCAUCCGGUGAAAUGGCGAAGGGCGGGGAGGUGAAGCUGAUCGGGGGGUGGCCAAGCCCGUUCGUGAUGAGGCCAAGGAUCGCGCUGAACCUGAAGGGGUUGGAGUACGAGUUCCUGGAGGAGAAGUUCGGCGCCAAGAGCGAGCUCCUCCUCCGCUCCAACCCGGUCCACAAGAAGAUCCCCGUCCUCCUCCAUGCCGACCGCCCUGUCUGCGAGUCCCUCGUCAUCGUCCAGUACAUCGACGAGGCCUGGCCCUCCUCCGGCCCUUCCAUCCUCCCCUCUGAUCCCUACGACCGCGCCACCGCCCGCUUCUGGGCCGCCUACAUCGAUGAGAAGUGGUUCCCGUCCAUGAGCGGCAUCGCCAGAGCGCAAGGGGAGGAGGCGAAGAAGGCGGCGAUCGACCAAGUCGUCGAAGGCCUGUCGCUGCUGGAGGACGCGUUCGGCAAGAUCAGCAAGGGCAAGCCCUUCUUCGGUGGGGACACCAUCGGCUUCCUCGACAUCGCGCUCGGGUGCUUCCUCGGGUGGGUGAGGGUGACGGAGAGGACGCAAGGUCUGAAGCUGCUCGACCAGGCCAAGGUCCCGGGGCUGGCCAAGUGGGCCGAGAGGUUCUGCGCCGACAGCGCGGUGAAGGGGGUGAUGCCGGAGACGGAGAAGCUCGCCGAGUUCGCCAAGUUGAUAAUGGCCAAGUUCAGAGCUCCUCCUCCCCAGUGAAUCAGGGAGAAGCAGUUUCUUGUUCGCUCGUUUUAGACGCGCAAUCGUGCGGUGAUGACUGAGUAGGGGAAUAAAUGUUGUGGACCUUCUUGGGUUGCUUGCAGCUCCGACAUGUCACUCUUUUGAGGUGGCCGGGGUACGCUCAUUUAGAGCAGGGUGGCAGAAGAAUGUACUGUCGAGGUCUCGGUUGAACUUUGUAUUCAACAAAGAUCAAUCUGGCCUUUCUGAAUUAAUUUCUUGUCCAGAGUACGCGCCGUUGA
Eucalyptus grandis is the source of this 1123-nucleotide messenger RNA. Its product is annotated as glutathione S-transferase U17. The record is from RefSeq and is a predicted model, not a curated record. The coding region runs from base 165 to 863 and encodes 232 amino acids. The transcript is spliced from 2 exons. Gene Ontology annotation, molecular function: glutathione transferase activity. Gene Ontology annotation, cellular component: cytoplasm. Gene Ontology annotation, biological process: glutathione metabolic process. Lineage: Eukaryota; Viridiplantae; Streptophyta; Magnoliopsida; Myrtales; Myrtaceae.